GGCUUGUCUGGGGGAAUUGCAGGGACUGACAUACAGUAAGAGAGGAAGAAACUUUUUGUGUUGUUUUUGCUGGAGAAAAAAAACGCUGGCAUGUAUGUGCUAACAGCUAUAGUCUGCCGAGCACGUUUCAGGGUCUCUAAACCUCUCCUGAGAAUGACCAUCCCUGGUGGCGCUGGUCUGUCUGCCAGAGACUGCUCUCAGGCAGGACAUGUAAGGAGCACUCUGAGGUGGGACCUGUCUCCAGAUGAGAUCAGGACCAUGACAGACAGCUUGAUUGCCAGAGUAAAGACGGUCUAUGAUGACGUUGGAUCUCUAAACAUAGAAAAUGUCUCUGUUGAAAACACCCUGAAGGCUUUGGCUAAUGCUAAGAUGGAUUAUGCAUCAUCACACCACUUCCUCGCCUUCCCUCAGUAUGUUUGUCCUUCUAAGGAGCUUCGGGCAGCGAGCACCGAGGCAGACAAGAAACUGUCUGAGUUCGAUGUGGAGAUAAGCAUGCGGGAAGAUGUGUUCAGACAAAUUACUGCCUUGCAGAAUAAACAGCGAGACAACCUUUCAGCUGAAGAAAAGAGAUUCCUAGACAGACUUGUUACAUUAGGCCAGAGGAAAGGAUUGCACCUGUCCAAAGAUAUACAGGAGGAAAUAAAAAGAACUUCCAAGCUCAUCAGUGAGCUCGCCAUUGAGUUUAACAAGAAUCUGAAUGAGGACAGAACAUUUCUUAUUCUUACCGAGCAUGAAUUAGGUGGGCUAGCUGAUGGUUUUCUCAAUGGACUGGAUAAGACUGCUGAAGGACGGUAUAAAGUGACACUCGAAUAUCCCCAUUACUAUCCCCUGAUGAAGCGGUGUCACAAUCCUGAAACCAGGAGAAAGCUGGAAAUGGCUUUUAACAGCAGGUGUAAAGAGGUAAACACGGCAAUCUUAGAAGAGCUGAUACAACUGCGGGCAAAGGUUGCAGACUUACUUGGUUACAGUAGCCAUGCUGACUAUGUGCUGGAGAUUAACAUGGCUAAAAAUGCAAGCAACGUGUGUGACUUUCUGGAUAAUUUCUAUGAAACACUGAAACCCAUUGGAGUCAAAGAGAGGAAAUACAUCCUUGCACUGAAGAAGAGGGAGUGCUUGAUGAAGGGCUACCAGUUUGACGGGAAGAUCAAUGCCUGGGACUUGCUCUACUACAUGAAUCAAGUGGAGCAGCGCAAGUUUGCUGUGGACAAGGACAAACUAAUCGAGUAUUUCCCACUUGAUGUGGUGACAGAAGGACUGUUUGGUAUCUACCAGGAGCUGCUGGGUCUCACAUUCACAGAGGUGGAAGAGGCUCACGUGUGGCAUGAAAAUGUCAAGCUGUACUCAGCCCGGGACACUGAAACAGGGGAGGAGAUUGGUCAGUUCUACCUGGACCUGCAUCCAAGGGAAGGAAAAUAUGGCCACGCGGGUUGCUUUGGGCUCCAGCCUGGCUGCACAGGACCCGAUGGAAAGCGCAGGCUGCCGGUUGCGGCCAUGGUUGCUAACUUCACUAAGCCUGGGAAAGGUUGUCCCUCUCUCCUCCAACACCAUGAAGUGGAGACCUAUUUUCAUGAGUUUGGUCAUGUCAUGCAUGAAAUCUGCUCUAAGACCACUUUUUCAGAAUUCAGUGGAACUCUGGUGGAGACGGACUUCGUGGAGGUGCCGUCUCAAAUGCUUGAGAACUGGGUUUGGGAAAAGGAGCCUCUAAGAAAAAUGUCCCGUCACUACAAAGAUGGAAGCCCCAUCCCAGAUGAGCUGCUUGACAAACUGAUUGCCUCCAGAGUAGCUAACACUGGGCUUAUGAACCUACGUCAGGUGGUCCUUAGUAAGGUGGAUCAGUCACUUCACACCACCUCGUGUGCAGAUACAGCUGAGGUGUUUGCAAAGCACUGCCAGGACAUCCUGGGUAUUCCUGCUACACCGGGUACCAACAUGACAGCCAGUUUUAGCCACUUGGCUGGAGGAUAUGAUGGUCAGUACUAUAGCUAUCUAUGGAGCGAGGUCUACUCCAUGGACAUUUUCUUCAGUCGUUUCAAAAAGGAAGGCAUUAUGAAUCCAAAGGUUGGAAAAGAGUACCGAAGGGUGAUACUGGAAGCUGGCGGCUCCGUGGAUGGAAUGGACAUGGUGAAAACCUUCCUCGGACGUGCACCGUGCCAGGAUGCCUUCUUCCAAUGCAAAGGGCUGAUUAAGUUGCAAGAAACAUAAAUGGAGUUUGAUGUGGUCUUAAACUGGUUUUGUCAUUAUUAUCUGGAUGCUUAAAGUGUAUUAUUACUGUCUCCAGGGUUUUGUACAAGAGUUUCAUCUGUCUUUGUUUAAAUGUACAGUAGAUCAUGGCAUCACUGUGUCUUAUAGCACAGCAGCUUUUUUAAAUCAUCCUAGCAGAGGUGGUACUAAAACAAUAAAGAAUGGAUAUUUCUCUAUAUUUAAGUAACUCAAUAAUCUGGCAUCCACAGCAGACCUUUUUUGCAUAGCAGACAUUUUGGCUUGUCAUGGCAGGAAAAUCACAUGGGAAAUAAAUAUGGUUAAUGGUUCCUUUUAAUGGCAGCAGGCUAGACUGCACAAUACCAGGACACUGAGACUGCUCACUUAAAUGAAAUGUUGUUUUUAAUGUUCCUAAUUAAGCACAUGCGCUUUUCUUGCUAUGACAAGCCAAAAUGUCUGCUGUGCAAAAGGUCUAUGUCAGAAACAAAGUAGCUGAAUGGAAUUCAGACAUCAUUCAUUUCAUUAUUUUUUCAUUAUUUAUACCUGCACUUCUCCUGCUGUGACAUGUCUGCUACUGCUUUUGGAGCAUCAUUGCCUUUCCUUCGUCAAGGCUAAGGUAGAAUGUCUAUUAAGUAGUGAUCAGAUAUUAUGUCAAGGCUACAGAAAGAGUAGCACAAAGCUUUAUUUACAGAAACAUAAGCAUAGGAACUC
Messenger RNA from Archocentrus centrarchus (flier cichlid), 2910 nucleotides. It is a transcript of the gene nln, whose product is annotated as neurolysin (metallopeptidase M3 family). Gene Ontology annotation, biological process: peptide metabolic process; proteolysis. Gene Ontology annotation, molecular function: metalloendopeptidase activity. The transcript has 13 exons. NCBI's taxonomy places the organism in Eukaryota, Metazoa, Chordata, Actinopteri, Cichliformes, Cichlidae. Bases 91 to 2202 code for a protein of 703 amino acids. The record is from RefSeq and is a predicted model, not a curated record. Gene Ontology annotation, cellular component: mitochondrial intermembrane space.